This is a messenger RNA of Pistacia vera, 3003 nucleotides long. RefSeq names its product fimbrin-1-like. The record is from RefSeq and is a predicted model, not a curated record. Gene Ontology annotation, biological process: actin filament bundle assembly; actin filament network formation. NCBI's taxonomy places the organism in Eukaryota, Viridiplantae, Streptophyta, Magnoliopsida, Sapindales, Anacardiaceae. Gene Ontology annotation, molecular function: actin filament binding. Gene Ontology annotation, cellular component: actin filament bundle; actin filament; cytoplasm. The transcript is spliced from 15 exons. The coding region runs from base 351 to 2714 and encodes 787 amino acids.
CUGUUUCGUCUCUCUCUCACUUUGCUCUUUCAUGAAGAAAAAUUGAUCCUUUCGCGUUCAUAUUACUUGUGUCCUAAGAUUUCUUGAAGAAAAAUAGUCAAACCUUGAAAGAAACUUAGCAUGAAAUCUUGUUUUUAACUUUUAUCAGGCUAAGCCACAUAAAAUGGUGAUUUGAUGGUGGGUUCUUGUUUUUUUUCCUAUCAGCAUAGGAUCUGAGCUUGAGUUCUUGAUUGUGGUAUUGGUUUUUGGAAUCUGGGAUUAAAGGUUGUUGCAAAAUUUUGUCAAAGUUUGCUGUUGUUUGAAGAAGUUUGGCAUACAGUUACUGGUCUCCGUAUUAUCGGUUGGCGGAGAUGUCAAGCUAUGUUGGAGUUCUUGUCUCUGAUCAAUGGCUUCAAAGCCAGUUCACACAAGUUGAGCUUCGCAGCCUCAAGUCUAAAUUUAUAUCUAUAAAGAAUCAAAAUGGAAAGGUUACAGUGGGAGAUUUGCCACCUUUGAUGGUGAAAUUGAAGGCUUUUAGUACUAUGUUCACAGAGGAGGAUAUCAAGGGGAUCUUGGCAGAGUCAUAUCCUGACACAAGCGAUGAGAUUGGUUUUGAAGCUUUUCUUAGGGCAUAUCUGAAUUUGCAAGGUCGAGCUUCCACAAAAUUGGGCAAUGCGAAGAACUCUUCAUCGUUUCUUAAGGCUGCCACGACCACGCUUCUUCACACAAUUAGUGAAUCAGAGAAAGCAUCAUAUGUUGCUCACAUAAACAGCUAUCUUGGGGAUGAUCCUUUUCUGAAGCAGUUUCUUCCCUUAGACCCAGCUACGAACGAUUUAUUUGAGCUUGCAAAAGAUGGAGUUCUUCUAUGUAAGCUAAUUAAUGUUGCUGUGCCCGGAACAAUAGAUGAACGAGCUAUCAACACAAAACGGGUACUCAACCCAUGGGAGAGGAAUGAGAAUCACACUCUGUGCCUCAACUCUGCAAAGGCUAUUGGCUGUACAGUGGUUAACAUUGGUACACAGGAUCUGAUUGAAGGAAGAUCUCAUCUGGUACUUGGAUUGAUUUCCCAAAUUAUAAAGAUCCAACUGUUAGCAGAUCUCAACCUUAAGAAGACACCUCAACUUGUGGAAUUGGUGGAAGACAGCAGUGAUGUUGAGGAGCUUAUGGGAUUGGCCCCUGAGAAAGUCUUAUUAAAAUGGAUGAAUUUCCAUCUGAAAAAGGCAGGAUACAAGAAACCUGUCACAAAUUUUUCUUCUGAUUUGAAGGAUGGUGAGGCUUAUGCUUACCUGCUUAAUGUUCUUGCACCGGAACACUGUAGUCCAGCCACAUUAGAUACAAAGGAUGCCAGUGAAAGAGCUAAACUGGUACUUGACCAUGCUGAGAAGAUGGACUGCAAACGAUAUUUAACCCCAAAAGACAUAGUUGAGGGAUCAACAAACUUGAAUCUUGCAUUUGUGGCACAAAUAUUUCAUCAAAGGAGUGGCUUGACUACAGAUAGCAAAAAUGUUUCAUUUGCGGAGAUGAUGACAGAUGACGUGCUUACAUCUAGAGAAGAGAGAUGCUUUCGACUGUGGAUUAACAGUCUUGGAGUUGCUACUUACUGUAAUAAUGUGUUUGAGGAUGUCAGGACUGGAUGGAUACUUCUAGAAGUACUAGACAAAGUUUCCCCUGGAUCAGUUAACUGGAAGCAUGCAUCAAAGCCACCCAUUAAGAUGCCGUUUAGAAAAGUAGAGAAUUGCAAUCAAGUUGUAAGGAUUGGAAAGCAAUUGAAAUUUUCCCUUGUGAAUGUUGCUGGAAAUGAUAUCGUACAAGGAAAUAAGAAGCUCAUACUUGCUUUCCUAUGGCAGUUGAUGAGAUAUAAUAUGCUUCAGCUGUUGAAAAACUUGCGAUCCCGCUCCCAAGGGAAGGAGAUCACUGAUGCAGAUAUUCUUAAUUGGGCAAACAACAAAGUCAAAAGUACUGGCAGAACUUCUCAAACGGAGAGCUUCAAGGAUAAGAGUCUGUCUAGUGGAUUAUUCUUCCUUGAGCUUUUAAGUUCCGUGGAGCCGAGAGUGGUGAACUGGAAUCUUGUCACCAAGGGUGAAAGUGACGAGGAAAAGAGGUUGAAUGCUACAUACAUAAUUAGUGUGGCUCGAAAACUCGGCUGUUCCAUUUUCUUGUUACCUGAGGACAUCAUGGAGGUAAACCAGAAGAUGAUCCUCACAUUAACCGCCAGCAUUAUGUACUGGAGCCUGCAACAACAUGUGGAAGAGGCAGAGUCAUCUCCCUUCUCCUCGCCUGCACCUUCCCCAACCUCGGCUAACGGCCAUGGUUUGGCUACUCCUGAGGCAUCCCCAGCUAACAGUGUGGCUACUCCUGAGGCAUACUCGGCUAACAGUGUGGCUGCUCUUGAGGCAUCCCCGGCUAACAGUGUGGCUACUCUUGAGGCGUCCCCGGCUAACAGUGUGGCUACUCUUGAGGCAUCCCUGACUAAUGGCCAUAUUAUGGCUACUCCUGAGGCGUCCCCAGCACCGUCUAUUAGCGGUGAAGAUGAAACCUCAUCUCUGGGUGGUGAAGUUUCAAACUUGACCAUCGAAGAGGCUACCUCCUCUCUGGGUGGUGAAGUUUCAAAUUUGACCAUCGAUGAUACGGCUUCCUCUGUGGGUGGUGAAGUUUCAAACUUGGCCAAUGACGAUGUAGCGUUCGACUCCACAGUCUCUUCUCAGGUCGAUAAUGAGGAUGUGCCUGUCAGAUAAUGAACACAGAAUACGUCCACGCGAUUGGAUAUGAUAGAAAUAAGAAAGAAAAAUGAACAUAUUUACAGUUAGGUAAAACCUACUAUCUCUUUACCCUAUCUGGAGAAUACAGGGGAAAGAAUUUUGUGAAGUUUGUUAUACCUAAGAAAGAGGUGCUGCCAAUAUAUUUUUUUUAUUAUUUUGGUAGACUAUUUCAGAUGUAUUCUUUGACAAUAAUAGCAUUUGAUAAUGUUGAAUAAUGUAAAUUAGUAAACAUAAUUUUGUAUGAACAAGGAUUACUUUAUAAAUU